UCGGAACUUGUUCACCGCCCUUCUCCCCCCCCCACUCACGUCGAGUCGAGUCGAGGAUGAGUGAUUCAACAGCGCAAGCAUCGCAAUCCCAACCACAGGCCAAUGUGGCAUCCGCGAGCGACAGUCCAGCCUCAAGUGCAGCAGCCGCGAAAGCAGACUUCUCCGACAGCCCAUCGCUCGUCGAGCUACAAAGGCGUUGCAACGAAUUUACAACUGCUCGAGACUGGGACCAGUUUCACCAGCCUCGAAAUCUCAUGCUUGCACUGACCGGCGAAGUAGGCGAACUGGCAGAGAUUUUCAUGUGGCGUGGCGAAUGCCCAGUGGGAUUGCCAGGCUGGUCGGAGAAGGAUCGCCAUCACCUCGGUCAAGAGCUGAGUGACUGCCUCAUCUACCUCAUUCGUCUGGCAACCGUGUGCGGCAUUGACUUGCCAGCUGCGGCCGCGGCCAAAAUCGUUGAAAAUGGUCGCAAGUACCCAACCGACAAGUCGUUUGGGAGCACCAAAAAGUACACUGACUUGUAGCCAAAGGGCAGCACGAAUAGAGAACAAAUGCAUCGCCCUGAUAUACUCCAUAGAGGGACCGCGGCUCUUCAGCGAAGCCAUCAACCAAAAUUUCUGCAUCCGCCUUUCCGACUCCACUUCCCCUUUGCUUAUUUUGUGUUGACUGUUCUACAGCACGU
Messenger RNA from Capsaspora owczarzaki ATCC 30864, 679 nucleotides. Its product is annotated as RS21-C6 protein. Gene Ontology annotation, molecular function: nucleoside triphosphate diphosphatase activity. The record is from RefSeq and is a predicted model, not a curated record. Bases 57 to 521 code for a protein of 154 amino acids. Lineage: Eukaryota; Filasterea; Ministeriida; Capsasporidae. Gene Ontology annotation, biological process: nucleoside triphosphate catabolic process. The transcript has 4 exons.